UUCCUAUAAAACCACACGCCCAUCUCUUCUCUCUCAUCUGCAAUUCUUCCCUCCACAUGCCCAAUCACUGAGAGAGAGAAGGAAACGAAAGCAAAACAAACACCACAUACACAACGAGAGGUUCUCACAUUUAGAAGUAGAAAAAAGAAAAGCCUCUCUCUCUCUCUCUCUCUCUCUCUCUCUCUCUCCGUCUAUAUUUAUAUAAAUACAUAUAUUUCCUUCAUUUUGUAGCCUCAGAUUCUAAGUUUUUAUCAUCAAUGGCGAGUUUAGUUUUAUCGGAUUCGUGUCUGAGACCGCUCCCUCCCAAGCCUAAUAUCAAUACGAGUCCUGUUUCCGCUUCUAAAUUCAGAUCGAGUUUCUACAAAUCUGAUAAAUACAGGAAACAGUCUCAUCUCAUUCCAUCUUUGAUGCAAAGGAACGGCAAUGCCCAUCUUCAGAAGAGAGAUUGGGGGUUGAAUGUCAGCGCUCCCCUGCGUGAAGCGCCUGUCAAUGAACAGCUGGAAGAAUUGGGCGCUUUCGCCAGCGAUGGCGUUGAAUCAUCCAAUGAAUUCAAUCCAAGCUCACCUCCUCCUUUCAGCCUAGGCGAGAUCAGGGCCGCCAUCCCAAAGCACUGCUGGAUCAAGAACCCCUGGCGGUCUAUGAGCUAUGUGGUCCGUGAUGUGGCUGUGGUUUUGGGACUUGCGGCUACUGCGGCUUACUUCAACAAUUGGGUCGUUUGGCCCAUCUACUGGGCUGCGCAGGGGACCAUGUUUUGGGCUCUCUUUGUUCUUGGCCAUGAUUGUGGCCAUGGGAGUUUCUCCAAUAACCCAAAGCUUAAUAGUGUUGUUGGGCAUCUCCUGCAUUCAUCCAUUCUUGUACCUUAUCAUGGCUGGAGAAUCAGUCACAGGACUCACCAUCAGAACCAUGGGCACGUAGAAAAUGAUGAAUCGUGGCAUCCGUUGUCUGAGAAAAUCUACCGGAGUUUAGAUGAUUCCACCCGCAUACUACGGUUUACAGUGCCUUUUCCCAUGCUUGCAUACCCUUUCUACCUGUGGGCAAGAAGUCCAGGAAAGAAAGGCUCUCAUUUUGACCCGAACAGUGACUUGUUCCUCCCCAAUGAGAGGAAGGAUGUGAUGACCUCUACCUUAUGCUGGACGGCUAUGGUGGCCUUGCUUGUGGGACUCUCAUGUGUGGUGGGUCCCAUCCAAAUUCUUAAGCUCUAUGUUGUGCCAUAUUGGAUUUUCGUUAUGUGGUUGGAUCUUGUGACUUACUUGCAUCAUCAUGGCCAUGAAGAUAAGCUUCCUUGGUACCGUGGGAAGGAAUGGAGUUAUCUGAGAGGAGGGCUGACAACAGUCGACCGUGACUAUGGAUUGAUUAACAACGUACACCAUGAUAUUGGGACUCAUGUGAUACAUCACCUCUUCCCCCAAAUACCUCACUACAACUUAGUAGAAGCAACGGAGGCAGCUAAGCCCGUGCUUGGGAAGUACUACCGGGAGCCGAAGAAAUCAGGCCCGCUGCCUUUUCACCUGAUUGGGAAUCUACUGAGAAGCAUGAAAAGCGACCACUAUGUUAGCGACACCGGAGACAUUGUGUACUAUCAGACCGACCCUCAUUUUAAUGGAGCCUUGCGGAAAAAAUCAGAGUAAAGCUGCUGAUACUAGAUGAACCGACACCCUUAAGAGUCUGUUUGGGUGUGCCCUGAAUCACGAGUGUUCUAAUAUUUUGGCAGAACUGAUGGAUGUCUGUUCCACCGUGCACUUGGGUUGGUGGGGCAGAAUAAAAAAGACCAGUGGUUGGAAUACACUUCUCCCGACUUUCCCAUGCCGAAUCAAUAUCAGUGGUGGGAAAGUCGAAAGCAGCAUCCUACCUUAUGUGGUUUACAAUUUCUAUGCCCUAACCUUGCAUUGGAAUGAAUCGCUUUCUGUCCUGCCAAAUAUCUGAAUGUCUCUGCUGUUUAGGGUGCAUCUUGUGAGUUGUUGAAUUCAUUUCUCCUAUUAACCUUGAGAUUAGAGAUGGCCUCCUUAUUUGUGGGACCAAAAGCACCAUCUUGUCAUUCUUAGGUCAAAUGAAAUUAUUUGUAAGCAAUUGAAAAAAAAAAAAAAAAAACAGUUAAGUUAUUCCUGAUUCUAUUUUCA
This is a messenger RNA of Magnolia sinica, 2117 nucleotides long. RefSeq names its product omega-3 fatty acid desaturase, chloroplastic-like. The transcript has 8 exons. The record is from RefSeq and is a predicted model, not a curated record. Gene Ontology annotation, biological process: lipid metabolic process. Gene Ontology annotation, molecular function: oxidoreductase activity, acting on paired donors, with oxidation of a pair of donors resulting in the reduction of molecular oxygen to two molecules of water. The coding region runs from base 258 to 1628 and encodes 456 amino acids. Lineage: Eukaryota; Viridiplantae; Streptophyta; Magnoliopsida; Magnoliales; Magnoliaceae.